AUGAUGGAGGAAGGUGAAGGGGGAGAUAGUGGUCGGAAGAAUGUUCCGUUGGUUUCGGAAUUUGUUGUGGCUGCUUCACCGGCGGCGGCUGCAACGGCGUGGUUGGAUGCUCCGGCGAAGAAGCUUGCGAGACAGCUGGAUUUCAAUGCUACGAUGGAACAGUCGAAACCGCAGCUGCAGACAACGACUGUGACGGUGCAGAAACCGGUGCCGAUUUUGCCUAUGCCGCCGAUGGGACUUCACGCUUCUGUGAGGGUUGGGAAACCAGAAUCUCCCAAACCAAGACCAAGACCUAACUUUGAAAUGAAAGAAGGUACUCCAAAGAAGCAAAAGCAGUGCAACUGUAAACACUCUAAAUGCUUAAAACUAUAUUGUGAAUGUUUUGCAUCGGGAAUAUAUUGUGAUGGUUGCAACUGUGCAAAUUGUUUUAACAAUGUUGAUAAUGAAGCUGCUAGACGAGAGGCUGUUGAAGCUACUUUAGAGCGCAAUCCAAAUGCAUUUAGGCCUAAAAUUGCGAGCAGCCCUCAGGGAGCUCGCGAUAGCAGGGUGGAGACUGGAGAAGGUGUAAUAAUAGGAAAACAUAACAAGGGGUGCCAUUGUAAAAAAUCAGGGUGUCUUAAGAAGUACUGUGAAUGUUUCCAAGCCAACAUUCUUUGUUCUGAGAACUGUAAAUGCAUGGACUGCAAGAACUUUGAGGGAAGUGAAGAGAGACAGGCUUUGUGUCAUGGAGAUCAAAAUAACAACACGUAUAUUCAGCAAGCGGCAAAUGCUGCUAUAACUGGAGCUAUUGGUUCCUACGGCUAUUCAUCACCUCCAGUAUCAAAGAAACGAAAAGGUCAGGAACUCUUCUUAUGGCCUACAGCCAAGGAUCCAUCAAUUGGCAAGCCGGGACAACAGGUAAACCAUGUAAAAAAUUCAGCACCCUCAUCAUCAUUAUCACCCGUCUCAAGUGGCCGUGUUGCAAAUGCAACAUUAGGUCAGAGUCCAUCAAAAUUAAAGUACAGGUCUCUUUUAGCAGACAUUGUACAACCGCACCACCUCAAAGAGCUUUGUUCAGUUCUGGUGCUAGUAUCUGGACAAGCUGCAAAAACACUUGCAGACCAGAAAAAUUUAGUGGAAAAGCGUACAGAAGAUGAGACACAAACAUGCCUUGCUUCUUCAACUCAAGAGCAACCACCAAGUCAAAAAGAAGUUGAUGUUGAGAAAGCUGUGGAAGAUGAUUGUUCGAGUGCGAAUCAAACAGAUAAAAUCAGCCCAGGUGAUUCCUGUUCAGAUGGUGCUGACGUCUCAAAAGGGAGACCAAUGUCUCCUGGGACUUUAGCCUUGAUGUGUGAUGAGCAAGAUACAAUGUUCAUGACAACUGCCUCUCCCAUUGGGCCAACGACCCAAGCUUGCAACACAUCUUCGCAAUUUCCUAGUGGACAAGGAGUGACAGAGGUCUAUGCUGAGCAAGAAAGAGUUGUAUUAACACAGUUUAGAGAUUUUCUCAAUAGAGUUAUCACUAUGGGAGAAAUAAAUGAGACAAAGUGUUCUUCAUUGGCUAGAAGUGAAUUAGAGGGUCAAAAGGAUCCAAUCGACAAUGGAAUUGGAAAUACCAGUACUGAGAUAGCACAUCAACAAGAAGCUACUAGCAACGGUGAUGCCAAACCUGUAGUUCCACCUAUGGCCACAACUUCAACACCUGUGGUUCCUGGUGAUACUGAUACUAUAGCCGAAAAUGGUGAAACUAAGCUGAAUAUGGAAAAACAGGUAUGA
Molecule: messenger RNA, 1755 nt
Organism: Vicia faba (fava bean)
Lineage: Eukaryota; Viridiplantae; Streptophyta; Magnoliopsida; Fabales; Fabaceae
Source: the annotation of a GenBank genome assembly